This is a messenger RNA of Labrus mixtus (cuckoo wrasse), 9097 nucleotides long. It is a transcript of the gene zc3h12b, whose product is annotated as zinc finger CCCH-type containing 12B. Gene Ontology annotation, molecular function: mRNA binding; RNA endonuclease activity; metal ion binding. The coding region runs from base 228 to 2774 and encodes 848 amino acids. Gene Ontology annotation, cellular component: cytoplasmic ribonucleoprotein granule; nucleus. The transcript is spliced from 6 exons. Lineage: Eukaryota; Metazoa; Chordata; Actinopteri; Labriformes; Labridae. The record is from RefSeq and is a predicted model, not a curated record.
CUGCGACAGCGCCAAUGGCAGCAAAACAUAACUGUUACAGGCGAGAGGGAUGACAGCAAUAAGGAUUUAAUUGUUUGAUCAUUUCCUGCUCAUAUAAGGGAGACGUGGUUACUUAAGCUCCACACUCAGAGCCUGUAGUGCUCAAGGCCAGCAUUGAGUAUGAUUCCUUGGUUGAGGUGGAGGUGAGGAAGCAUGGAGUGGAAAUCUGAGAUGUCCAGACAAACCUGAUGACAGUAUGGUCAACGGUGGAGAAGCUCAAAAUGGAAAAACACCCAUGGAGGGAGGAGAACAUUGACUCAAGUGAGGCACAGCAUGGCACUGACGAUUCUGAGGAUGGAAGCAGCUCAGACAGCGAAUCAGAAGAUCAGCAACAGCAGAGGACUCAGGUGAGCAGCAGCAGCAGAUGUAAGAAGAGGGAGCCUUUGGCUGUCACGAAGCCCCACCGACAGCUCUGUCGCUCUCCAUGCCUCGACCGGCCCAGUUUUUCCCAGAGUAGCACUUUGCAGGAUUUCCGUGAGGAUGAGAGCAGCACAGGACCAGGGGUCAAACCUGCCAGCGACAAAGAGUACCAGACCAAGAUGGACUUUGCUUUGAAGUUGGGCUAUUCUGGAGAGCAGGUGGAGACGGUGCUCAACAAGUUGGGGGCUGCUGCACUUAUUAACGACGUUCUUGCUGAGUUAGUGAGACUUGGAAACAAAGUGGAGCCUGAAAGUCAACCUUGCAGCAGUACAGCAACAUCAACAUCCCGUCCCCCCUGUGUUAAAGAGACUGUUAGUCCAGAGGUCUCAGUGGAAGAUGACUCUGUGGAUACCUAUGAUAACCUCAGGCCUAUCGUCAUUGAUGGUUCAAAUGUGGCAAUGAGUCAUGGAAACAAAGAGGUUUUCUCUUGCCGUGGUAUCCAACUUGCUGUUGAAUGGUUCUUGGAAAAAGGACACAAAGACAUCACCGUAUUUGUUCCCGCAUGGAGAAAGGAGCAGUCGAGGCCUGAUGCCCUCAUCACGGAUCAGGAAAUACUACGCAAACUGGAAAAAGAAAAGAUCCUGGUUUUCACCCCAUCUCGGAGGGUUCAAGGCAGGAGAGUGGUGUGCUAUGAUGAUCGCUUCAUAGUGAAGCUGGCUUAUGAUUCUGAUGGAAUUAUUGUGUCAAAUGACAACUACAGAGACUUGCAAAAUGAGAAGCCAGAGUGGAAGAAGUUCAUAGAAGAGCGUCUCCUCAUGUACUCUUUUGUCAAUGACAAGUUUAUGCCCCCUGAUGAUCCUUUGGGAAGACAUGGUCCAAGCUUAGAAAAUUUCCUCCGCAAGCGCCCUGUCGUUCCAGAGCACAAAAAACAACCUUGCCCCUAUGGGAAAAAGUGCACAUAUGGACACAAGUGCAAGUACUAUCAUCCUGAGCGUGUCAACCAGCCACAGAGGUCGGUGGCCGAUGAACUACGGGCCUUCGCCAAAUUGUCUGCGGUGAAGACAAUGAGUGAGGGGGCUUUAGCUAAGUGCGGUACUGGUCCAGCAACUGUUAAGGGGGACAUGAACUCUGAGGCCAAGCGUGUGGCACCCAAACGCCAAUCUGACCCAAGUAUUCGCUCAGUGGCCUGUGAACCUCCUGAGGCACUGUCCGCUGCUCGGAAGUCUGAGACAAAUUCAGUGCCUUCCCUUGUGUCCGCUCUCAGUGUGCCCACCAUGCAGCCUGUCAAGAGCCAUGCAGCUGGUGCCUUGAACACAAGAUCAGCCAGCAGCCCGGUGCCAGGUUCUCUGCAGUUCUCCCACAGUUCUCUGGAGCACAUGUCUAGUGUACAGUACCCUCCUAUUUUAGUUACAAACAGUCAUGGCGCCUCUGUUACAUACGGUGAACAGUUUCCAAAGUAUGACUCAGUUAGCGACCAUGGCUAUUAUUCGCUACACAGUGAUUUUUCAAACAUGAGCAUGAGCAGCAUGCACAAUGUUGACAGUUUCUGUAGCAUGGAGCACGAGCAUGGUGUGUAUCAGAGAAAUCCCAGCCACUGCCCUGAAUCCUGUCUCAGCCAUUCAAACAGCGACUCGUUUUCCUCUUACGCUGACCUUUACCCAAGUUCGGUGGACAGUAGCUUGGAGGAGAGCAUGAAGGGGCAGCAGCAGUCUAACGCACAAGCUAGGAUGCAAGCAUUCUCCCAUGGCUUUCGUCAUGAAGCGCUGACUAGAGUUCAAAGUUACGGACAAGAGGAACCCAAACAGGGCCCCCGUAAGCAGCAGUCUGGAUCUCAUCUGGCACCCCAUAUCCAGCAUGUUGCAGUGGGAGCCAGGUCCAGCUGUCCUGGAGACUAUCCCCUCACUCAGAAUGUCCUCCCACCUCUGUCCUCACAGCCCACACGGUCUCUUGGCAUGACUCGUAUGGACAGCAUAUCAGACUCAAGGCUAUAUGAUAGCAACCCAAUGAGACAGAGGAGACCACCACUGUGCCGUGAGCAGCACGCCAGCUGGGACCCUCUGCCAUGUGGUAAUGAGUCCUAUGGAUAUCAUUCAUAUCCAUUGAGUAACAGCCUGAUGCCAUGUUGUGAGCGGGUGAUGGUCCGGAGCAUGCCAGAAAAAAUGGAACAAAUCUGGAACUCACCAUGGGAGAUGCCAUCUGCAGCUGAACACCAGGAGCGGUACGUCAUCCCAGACCACCAGUACCAAACAUAUCGGAACCUUUGUAACAUCUUUCCUGCUUACGUAGUCCAUUCAGUAAUGGAGAAGAACCCUCAUUUGACAGAUCCACAACAACUCGCUGCUGUCAUUGUUACAAAACUGAGGUCAUGCCAUUGAGCUUUUAAUCUUAUUUACAUUGAUGGGAUAUGACAAAGGAAAUACAGAUGUUUUUUGAUGCAAAGACAGGCACUUGUGUAAUGUUGCUGCAUGUGCAACAUCUGCCCUCAGGAGUUUAUUUUAAAUGUGUCGGGUGGAACAUUUUGUAUCAUUAAGUUGAGAUAGAAGUAAUCAGUAUGGAGAAAGUUUGUCUACUAAGUUUAUCUUUAAUUGUAAGAUGUUUCACAAAAGAAAGCUGCAGUUUUAUAUGAAGUUUUGUGCAGUUAAAGUGAGGUAAAACCUUAAAAGAAAACAAUUUCAUAACACAUUCAUACAACCUGAGCAGGAGCUGCAUGGUACCAAAUUUAUGACCAACAGAACUUUUGUGAAACCUUAUUUAAAAUAUUUAUAAAAGUCUGCAAACAUUUAGCAUGACUGUUGAAAAUCAGAUCAAAUAUGGGUGAGUCAUUGUUUAUAUUUGAUUGAUUACAUGAACAAUCUUUAUGGAGCCCCAAAGUAAAAUCAUUAUAACUUUAAAAAAUUUAGCCGGUGACCAUCUGUUAGCUUUCGCAACAACCCUGCCAAAGUCAUUAUCAGUGUAGUAUCAGUGUUGCCCAAAAUAAUUCAGUUCACGCACAUAAAACUUUGACUUGUAUAGCUUAACAAGGAAUGUGCUACUUGCCUUUUAGUCAUUUUAAUAUUUGCUUCAAUGAGAGGACAGAGUGUAACCUUGUCAGCAUGUGUGAUCUAAAAGUGUUUCUCAGAGAAAGACAAUGACUUAUAAAGUGUCAGUUUUUAAUUCUGCUGGCCUGGCUAGUGAAUUAUUAAGCGUCUUUAAUAAGCAUUUUAAGCUUUUGUGUGUAGUGUUUCUUUACUUAACGGCAAUCUCAAAUUUGAUAAUGUGGAAUAGUUGCUGCUGCAGGCAAGUGGUGCCAGCUUGCUAAUCGGAAGCAGUAGUUAAGCUUCAUGUCUGACACAGGGCGAGCAGUAAUAACACCACUGAUAUAGUUAAGGGAAUUUUACAAAUAUAAAUUGUCAUUAUUGGAUAAAAUAUCCAUACCGGGAUGUGGUUCAAAGAUAAUGGUUUAGAUUACAUGGCAACACAGUGCAGAUUGGAAGUGAUCUUGACAAAUUCUCUCACACUUGCCUGAUGUAAGAAAAGUAGAUUAAGAUUAGUUCAUUUUGUACAUCUUGUUCAGGUCCUGUGAACGUGUUAUAAAAUGCAUCUAAAGUGUUUCGGGUUCAGGGGAACCAUAGAUAACCAUGCUUAGAUCUGCCUCUGCUGUAUAUAAUUCUUGUGACUUUUUGUGCAUUAAUUUUAAAGAUAAGUAAAAAGGGAGGUAGCCACAUACCUCACAGCAUGAUCAAUGACAUUUAAUGGCCUUAUAUCUGAAUGACCUCACGCUUUAGUCGUUGUCUGAUGGGUUUCAAUGAAAGUCUUCGUCAUUGAAGCCACGUUUUUUCAAAUGUAAAGCACUAUCUCAGUAUCUAAAGAGAUAUAUUUUCUCAGCCUCACUUAACAAAGCUACUAUUUUGGUAGAAUUUGACAGUGCACAAAGCAAGCCAAACAAGAGAUUUGACUUGUAAACGUGCACAUUUCUAUGUACAUAUAAUCACACAAAAGCCAUUAUUUCAGAGUCAUUUAUAAGCUGCUAAAUAAUGCCAAAAAAAGAAUUUAUAUAGUGUCAGUAUUCUACAUUACUUUACGUUAACGGUUUGCCGAAGUGAUGGGAUUAUAUUACAAAUGAACAUGUGUUUGGAUUAUUUCCUAUGUUACACUAUACAGUUACCUAUCUGAUUUGAUUGGAUGCUACAUCCAGGUUUUCCCUAUCAGUAUACGUCUUUGUUUGUAAAAGUAUUCAAAGCAUCUUUGUUUGAAACAGGCUCUCUAAUGGACUCCCUCAUGUUGUCAGUGGAGCAGUUUAUUUGAAGGAGCAGGUCAAGUUUCUUUCAGAGCCUACUUUUAUAUGCACCCAAGUCCUUUGAUGAUUUCCAGCUUUUGUCGCUGUGAGCACUACAUUCCCUGAUCAGUUUCAGGUUUUAAGAGACACUUUGUCAACUCAGAGGAAUUUGACCAUUUAAAUUGUGUCAACUGUAUUGAUUUGAAGAAUUCAGGCAUUGAUCUAAACUAGUGAGACAAUUCAAUGUCUUCAACUGAUUUCACACAGUUUCUUUUGUGCAUAUAAAUGUAGUGAAACUUUAAGAAUUGACCUCAGCGAGCUGUAGUGUGGUUGAGUCGAGACACAGUGUGGAAAUGUACUAUUAGAGGUGGAAACAGUGCUAACCAACACUGUGUAAAUGUUUGCGCAAAGAAUUCUGCAACAGGCUGAAUAUGUACCUGAUGAGACAUUUGUCAGAUAAAGUCAAAGGAUUCUGGCUGUAACAGUUAGACCUCUAAGUGAGUUAAACACAUGACGCAUUUUGGGGUAUUUUCUUAAUUUGAUUAAUGGAAUUCCAAAAUGACGUGAACGCUAGUUGGCAUAUUGGAGGCAUUAUUUUCUGAAUGGCAUUUUAUGGGAGGCUGUAUUGCUCACAUACAGAUGUACUGUUUGUAUGUAUGCAUGCAGCCAGCCUCCAAGGAUCAUGAAAAGGGUUUGGCUGUGCCUUGCAGCACAUUGCUCUCAGGAUGCUUUCAACUUUCUAAUUUUCAGUCUUGUCCUGCCAAAAACCCAGUGGUUAUUGGCAAGAUUACUUUGAUUUAUUAAUUAUAUAUUUUGUGAAAACUCUACAUGUAACAUGUAGUAUUUUAAAGUAAGUUAUGUACAUCUGAAACGCUACGAUGGCAUUGCAAAACUGUACUUUUUGUGUAAAUGCUUGUUAUUCACCUUGAGUUCUCUAAAACUGAGCUCAUAGAGUCGCUUUACGUGAUCAGCAGCAGCUUUAGUCAAAGAAAGUCAUCAGUGAAUUGGACUUCAUGAAGGCCGUUAAAGUCCUUAAAGACUAAAAGGCUUAACAUUUUCACAAUAGGUGAAUUUUCUGGCAGUUAUUGAGCCAAUGAUUAGAUCUUGUAAAUUGUACUUAUGGAUGGGUGGAUGGUUGCCUUGAUAUACAUAUGACCUAUAGUAAGUUGCCAAGGUCAUAAGGUCAAAACUAGUUCUUAUCAACUGAUAGGAGCACAUGCAUGUUCCUAUGAGGAUGACCACCCUUGAUGGUAAUAGUCCAUUUCCUUUUCUCUUCUCCCACCCUCAGGGCCAAGUGAAAGCUGUUUGCAACAUGUAAAGCCAACCCUGAUAGCAGUUUCAUGUGUUCAUGUUUUUUUAAAGGGAAAUGCCACUUAUUUUAAGGAUGCAGGCUAUUCGGACCUAACCUUGUAAAACAAAGGUGGAUUAGGAGAGAGUUGUAGUCAUAGUGUUUUAAAAAAUAUACGAUUAAAAGCACAGAAAGUUUGGCUCACCUUGACAGUGAAUGCAGCAUUUAAACAGAUCGGACUUUUAAUCGUUUUAUUUGGGAAAUUCUUUAUGCUAUCAAAGAAAAAUGUAAUGAACAUUUUUUAACUGAGUGUAUUCCUUUUUAACAGAGUUUAUUCUGACUAUGUCUCAUUGGUGGUGCAUCAAAAGUUAUUUCUUUAUAAUGUUUAGGUACAACCAUGUAAUAUGAGCAGACUUAAAGAAAAAAAAAACAUUUGAAUGUGUUUUGCCCAAAAGAAUUUUGGGUUUUGCUGACUUUGUUUUUCAUGAAAAAAGACAUGGCCACUUAAGGCCGGCUGUCUGUUCAUGAGAAGGUGAAACAAACUGCCUAAUGUUUCUACAUGUGAAACAAUCAGAUUGCAAGGCUGCUGUCAAGGUUGUUUCUGGCAUUUGGCUCAAAGUUUGCGUGCCGUCCUUUUUCCUUGGGAAGGUUGAGUUGUCAUAAAAAAUCUUGGUCCAUGAAGUACUACAUACCCUGAUGGAAAACACAAAUCUAAAAGUAAUAAUGUGAACCCAUCUGUUGAUCAGAGACUAAAUUAGGAUCACAAGUGUUGUGAAUUAAAAUAUCUUAAAUUAUAUUGGUGUGUGUCUUAAUUAGAUCGAUAACACUGGACUAGUCAGUCACCCAGAUGAACUCAAAAUAAAACGACUUUGUUCUGUUUGAAAAAUAAUUACCACCAUAAGAUUUAUAUUAAAAAAAAAUUUAAAAUCUUAACUAGAUCCUGUAACAGAGUCCUUUAAACUCAAUUAGUUUGUUUUCAUAAAGGCGUACACACACAUGAUUUAAUUUUAGCUGCUGACAUGGCUCACAAGCAUGUGUGUUCCUAUUUCUGGCAGAGUGCCACCUAGCAGCCACUUGUCUGUAAUAAGAUAAAAUGCACUCAUGGACAAUGUGGGCCUGACAAGUAUCAGAGCAAAUCCUCAUUGAAACCCUAGUGGCUUUUAAAUGUGGGUCCAAAAUGCUGAAAAACGAUUGUGGGAUGCUGCUCUUAUCUUAAAGGUUAGCCUGUGUUGUUUUCACAAGUUCCAUCUGGACAUUUUCACACCGGACUAAAAGGGAAGAGGAAAAAAAACGACAGUCGCUAUGGCUUUAAUUGAUUCUUUCUUUACUUACUACAUUCUAUAUUAGAGGUAUCUAAAGACUGUGCUUGCUCUAAAGACUAUUUUCAUAAUGAUCUCUGUUCACUGGGUGAAUGACAUUUCCAGGCCAAAAAUAAAUUACUCUCUAUCACAACAAAAUCAUUUAAAUGUACCAAUCCAGUGUUGUGCUGUUAUUCUCCAAGGUGACACUUAAGACCAGAAGGUUGUUUCACAGUCCCCGUCCUCCCUUUGUGCCGCAAACAACUAAGCCACAAAUGUCUAGAAUUGACUUUUGCUUGUUGAUACAAAUUGUAUCUAUACCUUGAAUGUAACAAAAUAUGAAAUGUAUAAUAUUAAAAAAAGUUUAUUUAAAUAAUGAGGGGGUGGGGUGGGGGGAUCAAUGCCGUAAUGUUUGUGACACUGUGUGUCACAGGGAGUAGCCCAUUGGUAUGAACUAAUUCUUACUGGGUACAGUAGUAAACUUACAGGGACAUUUAUGCUAUUUCAAAGUGCACAGAUACCCUGUGUACAGCUGUAAGCAUCAUGUCCUCUCUGUAAAUAGUCACACGUGUGUGUGUGUGUGUACAUAUAGAAAGAGUUCUGUAAAUGUGAGAGUUACUUCAGUUGUUCUAAUACUUAGAUUAUUUCUGUGUUGUAACCUGUGCACCUUGGUUAAGUGCAUCUAUUUACUCUGAAUUUGACAUGUCUGCUUUAUGCUAUUUUAAUGGGAAUUUCAAUAUUUUUGAAACUAUUUUGCCUAAUAAAACAUGCCAAAGUUCUUCUUGGGUGGCUUCGUCAAACAUGAUUAUUUUCUUUGCACAGUGUGAAUUUAGAGCAACUUAACACCAAACACAAAUCUGCUUAUGGCCUGACGGUUAAAAACUGUUCCAAAAUAUGAUACAGAGUUCUGUUAUUGGCUGAUCUCUUGUUGCCAGAUGAUUCUAACUCAUACCCCAUCAGAUCUACAAGAAGCAAACAAGCAGCAUAUAAAACACACUGAAUGGUAAACGCAGUGAUAGCUUUACUCAGAUUUGUGUUUGCUGUAAAGGACGGUUUAAUAAAUGGAAAAUUCUCUUGAGUUUUGGAUUCAAGGACUAACACUAUGUUAACAAAUAAGACAUGAAUUGUGAUCUAUUCUACUAUAAUUCACAAAUGGUUUGGUCAUAAUUUUGCUAUAUGAGGCCAGUGGGGAUUAGAAGUGUUUUUUUAAAGAUGUAAAUGCUGAUGUUGUCAGUGAGUAUUAACUUCAGUUCAGAAUCACUUUUCUAAUGGCUAUGAGCAACACCAAAGUGAAUUUUGAUGUACACAUGUCAUGUAACGUCACAUGCUAUGACCAACACACACACAUAGACACAAACACACACACAGUUUUGUGUCCAACAAUGGUGAACCCCCUAGAAGUCUUGCAGUUUCUAACAGUAUAGGAUUUUGUCAAAGUUGACUUGCUGGUGUUAAAAAAGCCACGACAACAGGUCCACACAUUUGAACAUGACUGUACAUACAGAUAAUAGUACAUACAGUGAAAUACUCAGGUCAAAUCACACAAAACAGUUUGGAUAACUCAUUUGGUUGUUUUCUAUUCUUGGAAAAGUCAGUGGUCACAUUUCUGAGGUAGUAAAGGUCUCCUGUUUGAGUAGACCGAUGUGUUGUCCAUGUACAAAGGGAAAUAUAAAGCAAGUUUUUUGUGUGUGUUGUGAUGAUCUGUGGUAUUGUUAUCCAUGCUGAGUGGAAAGCAUUGCUUUUAUAGACCAAAAUGCACAAAAAUAGAGGAUCUUUGGGUCUGUGGGCUCAAACAAAAUGUAAGUCUUAAUGACAAAACGUGUUUAUCUCCUUAAAUAAAGCAAAAUUCUGUUCAAA